This is a messenger RNA of Trypanosoma brucei brucei TREU927, 414 nucleotides long. RefSeq lists its product as hypothetical. The record is from RefSeq and is a predicted model, not a curated record. Lineage: Eukaryota; Euglenozoa; Kinetoplastea; Trypanosomatida; Trypanosomatidae. Bases 1 to 414 code for a protein of 137 amino acids. The transcript has a single exon.
AUGAGCAACCGGGAGCCAAUGUCGCCAUUACCCACGCAACCAACUUCUGUCCCCAGUGUGGCCUCAUUGAAGGCAGUUCUCACGCCGCAGGUGGUGCUGCAGACGGCACAGGCCUCACUGGAGCUUCCCAAGGCAGAUGAGAUGUGGUCUAAUUGGUACAAGGAGUCCGAGGACCGGUUUCUCGACUUUAUUUCCUUCGAUGCAACGGAGGGUGGUGGUAACGGAGGUGUUGUCCGCUCUGGAAGCUCACAUCGGACGUUGAGUGCACGGCGCAUUAGUGGACAAUUUGAAGAAGAGGUGAUGAAAUCAUGGGAAGAGGACUGGGAAGAUGAGGAUGUGGAGGAUACAUUUGAUGCCGUCAUGGGGCGGAUUGGGCGCUAUGAGGCUUCAAGGGCCGCUUCGUCACAGAAGUAG